Molecule: messenger RNA, 378 nt
Organism: Beta vulgaris subsp. vulgaris (sugar beet)
Lineage: Eukaryota; Viridiplantae; Streptophyta; Magnoliopsida; Caryophyllales; Amaranthaceae
Source: the annotation of a RefSeq genome assembly
AUGAUGGAGUUUUCGGUGAAGCCGUCUUCACGCAGCGCAUAUUCCAGCUUAAGUUCUAGCUUAAAUUGCAUCUCCACGAGCCCCUCAUCAAACUUGGGUUCGAACCCAGCCGCGACCCACCCGCGAAAGAAGCUUUCCAGCUCCUCGCGGCGUACCGAAUCCUCCAUUAAUGGGGGUUCCCGAAGUGUGUCCGCCAGCUCCCGAAACUCGGCGGAUCCCAUGCGAAGGAAAGGAAAUUCCUCCGACAAUGAUGGGGAAUCUCGAUUCAUCUCCCUUGAGUCCGGGACAGCCGAAAUUAGGGCUGUUGGCUCAGAGGGACCCGGGAGACCAGGCAUGUUUGGGCCAGGUGCUGCACCACCUUCACCAGGCAUUCCGUAA